UCGCGGCGCCUGCGCAGACAGUCUUCCUCAAGGCGGCCGCCAUGGCGGGACAGGAGGAUCCGGUGCAACGGGAGAUUCACCAGGACUGGGCGAACCGGGAGUACAUUGAGGUUAUCACCAGCAGCAUCAAGAAAAUCGCGGACUUUCUCAACUCGUUCGACAUGUCUUGUCGUUCCCGACUUGCCACACUAAAUGAGAAGCUGACGGCACUGGAACGGAGGAUAGAAUACAUCGAAGCACGGGUGACAAAAGGUGAGACGCUCACCUAGAAGCUUGCUGCGCUGCUGCUGGGAAGUUGCUUCGCAGAGCGCAGGCCACGUGGGAAAGGCCCCAGCAGCCUCAGCGCCUUCAUCUCCUUAAAGAGCAACUGGGCUUUCUCUUGUUUUUCUGUUUUCAAAAGUGUGCCCGCGGGCCUUGCCAUGUGCAUCUGGGCGUGUGGAGUGGCAUGUGGGGAGAAGUCCGGGGCACGCUGGUGACAGCAGCAGCAUCUACCUUCCCUGUCACGCUUUGCGGGGCUACCUGUCGGUGUCUGGGAAGCUGCCAGAGCCCAAAGCCUGGGGCCCUGCGUCCAGGCCCUGCCGGCUUCUCCCCUUCUUCUCUCAGACUCUGUUACAGCCCUCAGGGCCUGUGCACUGCUCCUGUCAGCAGUCUCCUCAUGCCCGGAUGGACGGUGCGGGCAGUCCUGGCUGAGACUGCCCCCGCCUUGGCAGUGCUGUCGCCAGCCACCAGUUCCUUCUUCUUGGGGGAGGUCAAGACCAGGCCUCCACUGGGCUCGAAAGGACAUUCUCAGAGUUCUCUUUCUGUCACGUGGGGCUCCUUUUCCUCUCAUGUUUCCUUAAUAAACUCCUCAAGUUGA
This is a messenger RNA of Ochotona curzoniae (black-lipped pika), 856 nucleotides long. It is a transcript of the gene BRK1, whose product is annotated as BRICK1 subunit of SCAR/WAVE actin nucleating complex. The record is from RefSeq and is a predicted model, not a curated record. Gene Ontology annotation, molecular function: protein-containing complex binding. Gene Ontology annotation, biological process: actin filament organization; regulation of actin polymerization or depolymerization; cell motility. The transcript has 3 exons. Lineage: Eukaryota; Metazoa; Chordata; Mammalia; Lagomorpha; Ochotonidae. Bases 42 to 269 code for a protein of 75 amino acids. Gene Ontology annotation, cellular component: SCAR complex.